AUGGCUAAUCGUGGUUCUACUUAUAGUAUGGGACAUGAAUAUUUGAGUUCAGAUUCUGUAGAAUAUUGGGAUUUUAGUUUUCACGAAAUCGGAAUAUACGAUAUUUCAGCUAAUAUGGACAUGAUAACGAAACUUACAGGACAUGUGAAGAUGCAUAUUAUAACGCACUCUCAAGGUUCUACCUCCCUCUUGGCUCUAUUAUGCGUUUUGCCAGAAUACCAAGACAAAAUAAUAUCUGGCAAUUUAUUGGCUCCCAUUGUUUUUUUGGAACAUGCCACCCUGAUUUUAAUACCUUUAUUGAAACAGUUUGUAAGCGAAAUUUGGUUUCUAGGCAAAGCAUUGCAACUUAACAGAGGAGUUUUCACUUAUAAUCCCUUGUAUACAGAAAUAGGAGUCUUACUUUGCCACGAAACCUCUCCAAUAAUCGAAUUAUGCAUAAAUGCUUUCGGUAUUUGUGGUAACAAUCCUACUCAAUUGAACGCUUCAAUGAUAACUAGAAUCUUAUCAAACUCUCCAGCAGGAGGCUCUUUUAAAUCCUUGAUUCACUAUCUUCAAUUGGCAAAAGCAAACUGCUUCCAGCAUUUCGACUAUGGUUUGAGAAACUUGCAUAUCUAUGGCCAAUUCCAUCCCCCAGCCUACAAUUUGAGCAGUAUUAAAACUCAUUUAUUGAUAUGGUUUGGCCGAAACGAUUGUUUGGCAGGAGCAAAAGUGAGCUUGUUUAUUUUAAAUUUAUUAUUAUUAUUUGAUUUUCUGUUGUAG
Molecule: messenger RNA, 759 nt
Organism: Ceutorhynchus assimilis (cabbage seed weevil)
Lineage: Eukaryota; Metazoa; Arthropoda; Insecta; Coleoptera; Curculionidae
Source: the annotation of a GenBank genome assembly